CACUCGCUGAACAGUUUCUACAAACUCGUAUGUGUGCGUCGUUUAGACAACCACUGUCAUAGAACCAGGAAGAAGGAAGGUGGGAUAGCCCCCCCAAAAAGAUACCAUCUCAAAUCAGUCGCAGAAUUUACUCUACAAAAUCAUGGGGCUCUGCUGGUGGACGAUUGAAGUGGUUGUCUUGACGACUGUUUUUAGUUCGCUUCUGCUAGUUCGAGCAGAUGAACACGACCACAAGUACACAGAUAAAGAGGAGGUGGUUCUAUGGAUGAAUACAGUGGGCCCUUAUCACAACCGACAGGAGACUUAUAAGUACUUCUCCUUACCGUUCUGCGUGGGCACCAAGAAAACUAUUAGUCACUAUCAUGAGACGUUGGGAGAAGCGCUGCAGGGGGUUGAAUUGGAGUUCAGCGGUCUGAACAUCAAGUUCAAAGAGGAGGUGAUGCAGACAACCUACUGUGACAUUGAACUUGACAAACCUAAAAGAGAUGCGUUUGUCUAUGCGAUCAAGAACCACUACUGGUACCAAAUGUACAUCGAUGAUCUUCCCAUCUGGGGAAUUGUUGGUGAAGCUGACGAGAAUGGUGAGGACUAUUAUCUCUGGACUUACAAAAAGCUGGAGAUUGGACAAAAUGGGAAUAGAAUUGUGGAUGUUAACCUGACCAGCGAGGGGAAGGUCAAGCUUGUGCCAAACACAAGAAUUCCCAUGUCAUACUCAGUGAAGUGGAAGAAAUCUGAUGUGAAAUUUGAAGAUAGAUUUGACAAGUACCUUGAUCCAUCCUUCUUUCAACACAGAAUUCACUGGUUCUCAAUAUUUAACUCUUUCAUGAUGGUGAUUUUCCUGGUUGGCCUUGUUUCAAUGAUCCUGAUGAGGACAUUAAGGAAAGACUACGCCAGAUACAGCAAAGAAGAGGAAAUGGAUGACAUGGAUCGUGAUCUUGGUGAUGAAUAUGGAUGGAAGCAGGUUCAUGGUGAUGUGUUCAGGCCGUCCAGCCAUCCGCUGAUCUUCUCCUCCCUCAUUGGCUCUGGCUGUCAGAUCUUCUCUGUUUCCCUCAUAGUCAUCAUUUUGGCUAUGAUUGAGGACUUGUAUACAGAGAGAGGGUCCAUGCUGAGUACAGCCAUAUUUGUUUAUGCUGCCACAUCUCCAGUCAACGGCUACUUUGGUGGAAGUCUAUAUGCAAAACAAGGAGGUAUGCAAACGAAUAUGUGUAACAUUUGCUAUAAGGAUAGCUCCAAAUAUCAUUUUAACAGUAUCGGUGAUCGGCCCAAAAAAAUCCUGAUCGGAGCACCCUUAAUAUGUAUACCCAUAACUAAAAACUGCCUCACAUCUUCCUUCAGGUACUUCAUCUUCACAUCUUUCUGGGCCUACAAGAUUUACUAUGUGUAUGGAUUUAUGAUGCUGGUGCUGGUGAUCCUGUGCAUUGUUACAGUCUGUGUUACCAUCGUCUGUACCUACUUCCUUCUCAAUGCAGAAGACUACAGAUGGCAGUGGACAAGCUUUCUCUCUGCAGCGUCAACAGCUGUUUACGUUUACAUGUACUCCUUCUACUACUAUUUCUUCAAAACAAAGAUGUAUGGCUUAUUUCAGACAUCAUUCUAUUUUGGCUACAUGGCUGUGUUCAGUACUGCUCUGGGAAUCAUGUGUGGUGCGGUGGGUUACAUGGGAACAAGUGCCUUUGUGAGAAAGAUCUACACAAAUGUGAAAAUCGACUAGAAACUGCAGCGACGCUGCGGAACAGCCGACACUUCCUCCCGAUCGAAGCGGGCACAAAGUCUCCAUUUAUUUUGCAAGAAGAGAUUGUGGUAUCUUGUACAAAAUCUAGUUUUCCAUUUUCUCAAAGAAUUAAAAGUUGCAGCAUGAUGCGUACACAAGGGUAAAAUGAGAGGUGUAAUAAACUUUUUAUUUUUUUGUUUUAUCUGCUUUUCGUUUUUCCCUCCAGAGGAAAUGCAGGCAGUAAAUGCAGAUAAAAGA
Messenger RNA from Sinocyclocheilus grahami, 1969 nucleotides. RefSeq names its product transmembrane 9 superfamily member 3-like. Gene Ontology annotation, cellular component: membrane. The record is from RefSeq and is a predicted model, not a curated record. Lineage: Eukaryota; Metazoa; Chordata; Actinopteri; Cypriniformes; Cyprinidae. Bases 143 to 1711 code for a protein of 522 amino acids. Gene Ontology annotation, biological process: protein localization to membrane. The transcript has 12 exons.